This is a messenger RNA of Aspergillus affinis, 1239 nucleotides long. Its product is annotated as Pyruvate/Phosphoenolpyruvate kinase. The coding region runs from base 1 to 1239 and encodes 412 amino acids. The record is from RefSeq and is a predicted model, not a curated record. The transcript has 5 exons. Lineage: Eukaryota; Fungi; Ascomycota; Eurotiomycetes; Eurotiales; Aspergillaceae.
AUGACCGUCCCUGAGAGCUAUGUACGAAGGCUAGAGAGUGAAAUCGCACAGCUACGGCAGACGAGUCGCGAUAGCCAAGUAGCUGUGAUUCACGCCAGCCACCGGCAACCCACAACCCCGUCAAGCAAUGAAGUUCAAGAACAGACACGAUCAGAGCGACUUAUUGAGAACUCGACAACUGAACAUUUUGUCCGCAGGCUCAAAGGCGUAUACUCGAAUCCCUACCAAGACAUGUCCAGUCCCUCUCCUUUUCCCACGACAUUGGCCCCUGAUGAAACCGGGUUCCAUGAGAGUGACGCCCAACCCAAGGCAUCCAACUACACUUACAUUCCUCUGGAAAAUGAUAACCUCCGACCAAAAGUGCUCGUUAAACUUCCACCGCACUCUUACGCACUCUACCUUAUAGGCCAGUUUGAAUCUUUCAUGGGGUCCGAUUAUCACUGGUACCAAAAGAAGCGAUUUCGUGCUCAAAUAGAUGCCGUAUACGAUCCAUCACGAUCACAGCGAAUCGAAAGAACAUGGCUUUGCUGCUUUUCUGUUGUCUUGGUCCUGGGAGAAUCAUAUAACGAUACCAUCGUCCCAUCGUUUUUGAUUGACAACAGAACUGGGAUUUCUACAGAUGGUGCUGCUUCAACAAGUACCGAUUCUCUAAUUCUGGGAAUCGAAAUUUUUAAACAAGCCCUGCUCCUUCUACGACCAUCGUACGAGGAGCCGACAAUAGACCAAGUUGAAGCACUUAACCUCAUUCCCAAGUCAAGCUCUGCCGUAUCAAAUACCGCAUCAUCAGGACAGUUGCAGCUCUCCGAAAACUUGAUUUUCACUGGAGAGGGAGGGUUCUCAGAUGAGACUCUGGUUUUUCCGGCGAUGCACACGGUCGCAUCCCUGAUGCUUCGCUAUAAUCAGUGUAUCAUACUUCUUAUUCGCCCAUUGUUGUUGAAGCAACUCCAUGACCUCGUGCACGAACAAGACACCUUAAUGCCUAGGAAUUACUUCGCAAGCGCAAAUACCCAGUGUUUGCAAGCCGCAGCUGAUAGUACUGCCAUCCAAUUCGCCCUCUCGAAAUGUCAUAAAAUCGCGAAGUUCGGAUUCUGGGACUCUCUACACAUCUUCUCCAGCCUUACCGUACAUGUGGUCUCUGGGUGCCUGAUAGAGAAGCGUCCCACGGCGUUCGCUACUGGCCGGCCCAACAUCCCCUACGGCCCGGUCCGAGGUUUACUGGGGGAAAUAGCUCGGGUUUGA